AUGGACUCCAGCUCCGAGUUCCUGUCCCUGGACCCCCCCGCCGCCGCCGCCGCCCCGCCGCCGCCGCCGCCGGCCCGGACUCUCCGGACCCCGCGGAGCCCCCGGAGCCCGCGGAGCCCCCGGAGCCCCCGGGCGGGGCGGGCGGAGCGAGGGGCCGCCUCCGCGGAUCGUUCUCUGGGUAAAGAAGUCAAAAACUUCAAUACGCACUGGCUAAGAUCAUUGAAGAAAAACGGUCAACACUCUUCAGAUUCCAGCUUUGACAAGAAUACGGAGUUAUCAAGUGAAAAUAACAUUAACGGAAGGCACUUUACCAGGCAAACUGCCAGGUUACAGGCUGUCAAAAAAAAUGAAGAUCGCAAAGAAGACAAAGUCGGAGCUUCAGAGAAUCUCCACGAAGAGAAUGGCGACGUGGAAGUUCGCCGAAGUUGCAGGAUCAGAAGUCGCUACAGUUCGAUGAACCAGUCCGUGCUGUUUGACAAACUUAUAACAAACACCGCAGAAGCCGUACUUCAGAAGAUGGAUGACAUGAAGAAGAUGCGUAGACGUCGAAUGAUAGACUUGGAAGACUUAGGAGUGUUCAAUGACGCGGAAGAAGAAAAUCUAGAUAUGUACUCUAGAGGAAAACAGAAAAGCGUUCAAAGAACGGAUGAAGAAACCACUGAUAAUCAAGAGGGCAGUGAAGAGUCUUCUGAAGAAGGUGAAGAUCAGGAAGAUGAGGAUGAAGACGGAGGAGAUAAUCAGAAGCGUUAUGACCUCCGGCAGAGAAAAGCCACUGUACUUUACCAGGCGCCAUUGGCAAAACCCCAGCAUCAGAGGAAACGCAACAUGUUUUAUCGUGUCCCAGCCUCUCCUGAAAGACAACGAUAUCGGUUUGGUUCUGCAGGACCAAGAAGUCCCUACUGUAAAAGGAUGAACCGACGAAGACAUGCCAUCCACAAUAGCGAUUCUACAUCUUCCUCCUCUUCGGACGAUGAGCAACAAUUUGAGAGGCGAAGGAAAAGAAGCCGCAAUAUAGCCAUAAGCAGAUGCCUGCCACUGAAUUUUCGGAAAGAUGACUUAAAAGGAAUUCAUAAAGACCGGAUGAAGAUUGGAGCAAGUUUAGCUGAUGUUGAUCCAAUGCAAAUUGAUUCUUCAGUACGAUUUGAUAGCGUUGGAGGGCUCUCUAAUCAUAUUUCAGCGCUCAAGGAGAUGGUGGUUUUUCCAUUGCUUUAUCCAGAGGUCUUCGAAAGAUUUAAAAUUCAGCCUCCAAGGGGUUGCUUGUUCUACGGCCCUCCGGGUACCGGAAAAACCCUGGUUGCCAGGGCCUUGGCCAACGAGUGCAGUCGGGGUGAUAAAAGAGUAGCCUUCUUCAUGAGAAAAGGCGCUGAUUGUCUGAGUAAAUGGGUAGGAGAGUCUGAGCGGCAACUGCGCCUGUUAUUUGAUCAGGCUUAUCAGAUGCGCCCUUCCAUCAUCUUUUUCGAUGAGAUUGACGGCCUGGCUCCCGUCCGAUCAAGCCGGCAAGAUCAAAUUCACAGUUCCAUCGUGUCUACCUUACUGGCCCUUAUGGACGGAUUGGACAGUCGGGGAGAAAUCGUGGUCAUCGGGGCUACCAAUCGGCUGGAUUCUAUCGAUCCUGCUCUGCGAAGGCCCGGCCGCUUUGACAGAGAAUUCCUUUUCAAUUUGCCAGAUAAAGAUGCUCGAAAAGAAAUUCUGAAGAUUCACACGAGAGAUUGGAAUCCUAAACCACUGGACCUCUUCCUUGACGAACUGGCAGAAAAAUGUGUUGGGUACUGUGGUGCAGAUAUCAAGUCCAUCUGCGCUGAGGCCGCUCUGUGUGCUCUACGUAGGCGUUAUCCUCAGAUAUACACAAGCAGUGAAAAGCUGCAGUUGGAUCUCUCUUCCAUCAGCAUCACAGCGAAGGAUUUUCUGGUCGCCAUGCACAAGAUCGUUCCUGCCUCCCAAAGAGCCGUGACUUCACCCGGGCAGGCCCUCUCUGCCAUCGUGAAACCUCUCCUCGGACGUACAGUUAAUGAGAUCUUAGGGGCUCUACGAAGAGUUUUCCCCCAUGCAGAGCUUGGGAUAAAGAAAGGACAGGAAUCAGAUUUCUUGGGUCCUCUCUUGGAAAGCGACUUAGCCUAUAGUGACGAAGAAACUCUACCAGUAUGUGAAAAUGGACUCUCUCAGAAAACCUUGAAUAGGCAUAAAGAACAACUUAAUUUCCUUAAUUUUAAUAGGAAUGCCAGGCACCAACCUACAUCUUUCCGACCAAGGAUCUUGAUAGUGGGAGAGCCAGGAUUUGGGCAGGGGUCUCACCUAGCACCGGCUGUAAUUCACGCUUUGGAAAAAUUGACAGUAUACACGCUGGACCUUCCUGUUCUUUUUGGAGUAAACGCCACAUCUCCCGAGGAAACAUGUGCACAGAUGAUUCGCGAAGCUAAGAGGACAGCACCCAGUAUAGUGUACGUUCCACAUAUUCACUUAUGGUGGGAGACCGUCACACUCACCCUCAAAGCUACUUUUACGACGUUGCUGCAAAACAUCCCAUCUUUUGCUCCCGUUUUGCUGCUCGCCACUUCAGACGAGCGCUAUUGUAACCUUCCAGGAGAGGUUCAGGAAUUAUUUGUUAAAGAUUACGGAGAGGUGUACAACGUCCGGUUGCCUGGUAAAGAAGAAAGAACAACAUUUUUUGAGGAUCUGAUUCUUAAUCAAGCUGCUAAGCCUCCAGCGUCAAGGAAGAAAGCAGUUAUGCAGGCAUUGGAAGUUCUACCCGUGGCCCCACUUCCUGAGCCAAGGCAACUGACAGCAGAGGAAGUGAAACGGCUCGAGGAACAAGAAGAAGAUACGUUUCGGGAACUUCGGAUUUUUUUAAGGAAUGUCACCCAUAGGCUUGCUGUCGACAAACGCUUCCGAGUGUUUACCAAGCCUGUUGACCCUGAUGAGGUUCCUGACUACGUUACUGUAAUCAAGCAGCCGAUGGAUCUUUCGUCUGUUAUCAGUAAAAUCGACCUUCACAAAUACUUGACUGCCAAGGACUACCUGCGAGAUAUCGAUCUGAUCUGCAGUAACGCUUUGGAGUACAAUCCAGACAGAGAUCCCGGAGAUCGCCUCAUCAGACACAGGGCUUGUACUCUAAGGGACACAGCAUAUGCAAUAAUUAAAGAAGAACUGGAUGAAGACUUUGAAGUGCUUUGUGAAGAAAUUCAGGAGUCUCGCAAGAAAAGAGGUUGCAGCUCUUCCAAGUACGCACCCUCCUACUAUUAUGUGAUGCCGAAAGGAAACCCCACGUCAGAGGGGAAAAGAUCAGACACCGAGCCAAGUGAAAAACUGAAAAUGCCUAAUGCACCUUUGGCCUGUAGCACUCCUUCCAUUCAUACAGCCCAAGCAAAGAGGAAAAUUCGCAGAAAGAGUAAGUGGUACUUUGGUACCAUAACCAAACGGAGGAGAAUUUCCCAGGCCAAAGAUGACAGCAGAAAUACAGAGGAUGACAAAAUGGAGAGCGAUGGUGGUGAUCAGGAAAACCACAACACAAGUUUGGAUCCCACGGAAACUGAAGCCACUGGGGAUUCUUCAGUCGAAGAAGGUGGAAAGCAGCAAAACAGCACCGAAAAUGAAAAGGGUGAAGAAAACAUAAACAGUAAGGCGGCUUACGACAAGACUUCGAUUGGUCCCAACAAGGAAAAAGCGGAGUUGAGAAGAGAGAACCUGGCCUGUAAUGGAGACGGUGCCAGUUCUCAAACAGAAAAUUCUGAAGAGAGUGAAGCAAAAGAAACGUGUGUUGUUCGGAUGACUCGCGCCCGCCGUUCCCAAGUUGAGCAGCAGCAGCUCAUAGAUAUUAAGAAGGCCAUGGUGCUUCUCUCCGAGCCCACCCCGCAACUGACGGUAGACCACGAGCGGCUGAAAUUUCUACUGAAAAUUGUCAUUGAGAAAAGUAAAGGCUACAAUGUGUUUCAGCUGGAAAAAUUGUAUGCGAUAAUCAGCCAGUGCAUUUAUCAACACCGCAAAGACUAUGACAAGACACAGCUAAUUCAGAAUCUGGAGCAAGAAGUCAAAAACUUUAAUUGUUCAAAAUUAUGAGAUCCUAAGAAAAUGGAGCAGUCUUUAAAUUCUGCCUUUUUUUUUUUUUACAAUUUGUUAAUUUUUGCCAGGUCUGUAUAACUAGUCAAGAUCAU
Tachyglossus aculeatus (Australian echidna) is the source of this 4148-nucleotide messenger RNA. RefSeq names its product ATPase family AAA domain containing 2 (gene ATAD2). Gene Ontology annotation, cellular component: nucleus. Gene Ontology annotation, molecular function: ATP binding; histone binding; chromatin binding. The record is from RefSeq and is a predicted model, not a curated record. Bases 1 to 4053 code for a protein of 1350 amino acids. NCBI's taxonomy places the organism in Eukaryota, Metazoa, Chordata, Mammalia, Monotremata, Tachyglossidae. Gene Ontology annotation, biological process: positive regulation of transcription by RNA polymerase II. The transcript is spliced from 29 exons.